Prunus armeniaca (apricot) is the source of this 657-nucleotide messenger RNA. Lineage: Eukaryota; Viridiplantae; Streptophyta; Magnoliopsida; Rosales; Rosaceae. The record is from the annotation of a GenBank genome assembly.
AUGCACAAAUUAGGGAGGGUACGUAUCCUAUGCUAUAAAUUUGGUAUGGACAGCUAUGACAUGGUAGUUCUUUUCUAUUGGCGCAAUAGGCUUGAUUUUGGAGUUAAAGAAGCUGAAGAAGAUAAUACACUCGGGUUUAAGCAAAUCACCCACCAAGCAACAAUUUCUCAUUUCAGAGAUUUUACACUCUUUGUCCUCUCUGGCCAAUCAGCAGCUAUAUUCUUGGGACGACUGAACUGUAACAGAGGUGGAAAAAGCAUAUGGAUGGCAACUCUAGUGCAAUUCAUAGGGUUCCCAAUCUUAAUUCCUUACCACUGUAUCUUAUCAUCCAAAAAUAUUGAUACAUAUAGCAAUGUGAACCAGCCAGAUGCCUCAGCACUUGCACUGAGGUAUCGCUCUUUUGUUGGCGCCUUCAAUGCUUUCUUCUCCAUAUGCUUUAAUUCACUAAAGUUCACUCCUUCUAUAGACUCUUUAGUCCUUCUCACCAUCUCCUUCAACCUGCUUGUGUUCCACCCCAACUCGGUAAACCUCGCUGGAAUCUCCCAGCAGAAGUAUACAGUCAGAGUCACUUGCACGGUUGCCGCAUCUGCUGGGUACAGUUCGAUGUUUUCCCUCACACAGUUCUUGUUAUGUUUCCUAUUUAGAUCGGUGCACUAG